CUGUGCAGGACGGGAUGCGGUGUGGCAAGUCGCUCUCCUCGCGCGCAAGGCAUGGCGGGUAGCGGCGAGUGUGGCCUGCCGAGCGCGCGGUGCAUGGUGGGGUGUGGCUGGGACUCGUGGGGUGCUUGUGGCGGAACGAGGCGGCCCCGGAAGUAGGUUCUGGACCGGUCGCAGCUGCAGCAGAUAAAGGGGGGAGCUCUUUGGGCUGCCUUGUGUGUCAAGACCCAGUUGGAGCCAUGGGGGUACCUCCCCAAGGCGAGAAAGGAGCCAGAAGCAGAAAGAGGCCUCGGAAAGAGGGCUCACCUGUUUCAUCACCCCAGAAGAAAAGUUCGAAGGCAACCCAGGGGGAGUUGCUCCCCAGACUGGAGCCUGCAGAAGCCAAAUAUUUCCAAAAGGCCCAUGAGACCCUUAAAUCUGGGUUUGACUCUGAUGAGGAGAAAGGUCUGUUUGUCAACAACGUUCUGGAGGAAGCAGAGGCGGUUGCUGUGCCUCUGUCCCUGGACCCUGCUGGCUCUCUGCUCCUGCAGGCCCUGGUGCCGUCUGCCUCGCCAGCCAGCUUGUGCCACCUGCUGAAGGGCCUGAUCCCCUCCCUGCGCUUGGUGGCCUGCCACUCCUGCGGGGCCCACAUCCUGGAAGCUGCCGUGUUGAGAGCCCCAUUGUUGAUCAAGGAAGGAGCGGAGGAUUCUGGGACACUGGAGGACCUGGUUUUGGAACUGGCCAGAGCUGUGCAGGGGGAAUUAUCGGUCUUUGCUUUGGACUCCCACGGCAGCUUUGUGGUGCGGACUUUGUUGCAGGCGCUUGGAGGGGCUAGAGUUGGCUCAGAUGGGGGUCGAGGGCUCCAGGCAUUAGGGACUUCGCAUUCUAGAUCCAAGCAAGCCAAACCGGGAAGCGAGGGACCCGUGGACUUCGAGGUCCCAAACUCCUUCUUGUCCCUCUUGAAGGGAUUCGGCAGAAGUUUUCAGGAGCUGGUUUCUGAUUUCAUCACCCACAAACUCUUCAGUCUCUGCCUCCAGGUGGCGAUGGAGGUCUUGCGCAGGAAGUUGCCCAAAGCUUGUGCUCGGUUGUGCCACUCUGUGAUUGGCUACCUGAGCAAUUGCAACCCGGCUGCUGGGCAGAGUGCCCUCCUGGUGUUCCUGAAGGACGCAACGUGCAGCCGGGUGCUGGAUAAGGUGCUAGAAGUGUCGGCCCCGAAGGCCCUGCGCUCCUUCUACAAGGUUCACGUGAAAGGGCAGCUGCAGGCCCUGGCGACCCACCCGGUGGCCAACUUCACUCUGCAGCGGCUCAUCCAGGCAGCCCCCCCUAAGCUGCUGGGAAGACUGUUUGAAGAGCUGAGCCCCGGCCUGGAAGAGAUCCUGGCUCUUGAGCACCUGGGUGUGAUCACGGCGCUCCUGGGUGCCUGCCGAAGACACGGAGCUCACCAGCAGGAGGUGCUGGAGAUACUCCUGGAGGCUUUCCACUGCUGCGAGCCCCCUUCCCGCCAGCUGGUGUGCGCACCGCUCAUUGCCUCUCUGCUGGCUUACGAGGUCUAUUACGGCGAGGAGGAAGAGACGGCAUCACAGGAGCAGUCCGCUCCUGUCCGCCCUUUGAGCGCCGUCUCCUAUCACGGCUCCUUGAUCCUCCAGCACUGCUUGCAUUUUGCCGACCCCUCCGUCGUUCUACGCAGCUUGGCGGCCAUGACCCCUGAGGAUCUGGUCACGCUGGCUUGUGAUCCGACGGGCAGCCACGUCUUCGACGCCCUCCUGGCCAGCCCCUCCGUACCCGAGAAGCAGAGGCGCAAAGUUCUGCGCCCGCUUAAGGGUCACUACAUAUCUCUGGCCUGCAGCAGGCAUGGGAGCCGCGUGUUAGAUGCCAUCUGGAGCAGAGCCACACUGCCAGCCAAGCGGGAAAUGGCCCAGGAACUGGCGGAGCACGAGCAGAAGCUACGGAACGACCCUUUCGGCCACCACCUGGUCCGCAAUUUUGCCUUAACGCACUUCCUCAAACGCCGCCGAGACUGGGACCGACUCCAAGAGGCGGGGAAGAAGCGAAGGGAGCUUUUUGCCGACAUCUUGGAGGACUGACUCGGAAGGAAGAGGGUGGUGCCCUCUCGGCUGAAAGACUGUGGGGCUGGCGGAGGAGGGCUGGGCUCUUCGUGGGGGGGGGGGGGGGGGGGGGCGGACUCUAUGUGCUUGUGGUCCUUGCUGCUUCUCACCACAGGGAUGCUGGAUGACUGCCACCAGAGGGCGCCAGAGGCAGCCUUGGGUUCUCUUGUUUAAUACCUACUGGUAAUUGAUAUUGGUUUUUCUCUGCAGUUACUAAGAGAAUUAUUUCUUUACUUGUUUGACUGUGAGCGUCUGUUCAGUGUCAAUCUAUUAAAUGGGGGUGGAGCUUGUUUUGCUGAUCCUUGCACUGAGGAUGCAUUGCUGAGGCCUAACCCCGCCCCCGCCCGCUCCA
Messenger RNA from Sphaerodactylus townsendi, 2433 nucleotides. RefSeq names its product NOP9 nucleolar protein (gene NOP9). The coding region runs from base 237 to 2060 and encodes 607 amino acids. The record is from RefSeq and is a predicted model, not a curated record. Gene Ontology annotation, cellular component: preribosome, small subunit precursor; 90S preribosome; nucleolus. NCBI's taxonomy places the organism in Eukaryota, Metazoa, Chordata, Lepidosauria, Squamata, Sphaerodactylidae. The transcript has 11 exons. Gene Ontology annotation, molecular function: RNA binding. Gene Ontology annotation, biological process: endonucleolytic cleavage in 5'-ETS of tricistronic rRNA transcript (SSU-rRNA, 5.8S rRNA, LSU-rRNA); endonucleolytic cleavage to generate mature 5'-end of SSU-rRNA from (SSU-rRNA, 5.8S rRNA, LSU-rRNA); endonucleolytic cleavage in ITS1 to separate SSU-rRNA from 5.8S rRNA and LSU-rRNA from tricistronic rRNA transcript (SSU-rRNA, 5.8S rRNA, LSU-rRNA).